Molecule: messenger RNA, 3598 nt
Organism: Dermacentor albipictus
Lineage: Eukaryota; Metazoa; Arthropoda; Arachnida; Ixodida; Ixodidae
Gene: rogdi
Product: rogdi atypical leucine zipper
Cellular component (GO): RAVE complex
Source: RefSeq, a predicted model, not a curated record
UUUCAGAACCAUCUUGCAAUGGCGGAAGCAGACGUCGAGGAGAUUGAAGCGCUAAAAUCAGAAUUCGAAUGGAUUUUGCAAGAAGAAGUAAACAUUGUGUUGCAGCAGCUGCAAGACAUCAUGCUGGAGUGCUCCAAGCGUUUCCCACACUCAUUCUCCGACCAAGAAAACCUAGUCAAGACUGACAAGUUGAUCCUGAACAGCACAAGCUCCACAGCUGCCCCUGAGCAAAUUAAAGUCCUGGCAACAAUGUCAGGGGAUAGCAUCAGCCACGCAGACAUUGCACUGCGCAUUCCUAAGCAUCCCGGCACCACCUUGAGGACAAUAGUGCAGAAUGACUGCCAAUGGAAGCUGCAGCAGGUGCAAGACGCGGGCAACAACCUAAUGACUGCUUUGCAACUGCUCACGCCGCCGCCACCGAAAACCAAGUUUCAGUUCAAGUCUGCGGAAGAAGUAACCCAGCUUAUGACCACCGUAAUGGGUUGUCUGCAGAGGGGUAGGGCGAGCCUCAUAAUUCCAAAGAAACGCACCAUCGACGAGAUUCUUGGAAGCCGGAACAUGAAAUCCUUGCAACCACCACUGCCUCAAGAUCUGGGCGCCAGCUUCUAUGUGCAGUCCCACAAGCUCAUCUUUGCUGUGUAUUACGUCCAUAAGGACUCGCACGGCCAGCCGAAGUUUGAUGUCUUUCAGGCAGAGACAUCUGUGCCUUGGCUGAGUGAAGUCCUUGUACUGUUCACCAUAGCCCUGCAGCUCUGCCAGCAGCUUAAGGACAAGGUCGCCGUGUUCUACCAGUACAGGGAGUUCCACAUCCCGUAAGAGGGGAACCAAAAGUGAAAGUUCACAAGCUGUGUUGUGAAAGGACAGAGGAGAGGUGUAUUCAACGGGAUACUUAAGGAAGAACAACAACCCAGUCGGCGCACUACCAAAGUUCUACACCUGUGAAGCUUCAGCUCCCACGGGAUGGUCCAGUUGGCAUCACUACUAUCGGCUGUGGCAGCUAAAAUUACUCAACUCGCCCGAAGGAAACGCACUUAAAUUUUUUUCUUCUCGCUUUCCCAGUGCUCAAAAAAGGUCACGGGUAUCGAUGCGCAGGGCAGCUGUUUAGUGAAUGGAAAAUUUUACUAUGUUUAUAUACUAUUCUGGCGAGAAGGUAACGACACAGGUCACGACCAGGUCACGACCAGGUCAGCUCUGACCAGGUCAGCUCAAGUCAGAACUGGUAAGCUCUGGUCAUGAAAAACUCUUGCUACAUUAUGGGCACCUACUUUCAUGUGUGUGUCCCUAUAUGUUUUAUUUAUAUAAUUAGUUUUGUUCUAGGCUGAUUAUGUUUACUUGCAUAGGUCUUAUCAGUAUUUGUGAAGUUAACACUUUUUCUCCAAGCUGUUAGAAUGAAUAAGUUUGCUAUUGCCACGAAUGAACUUACGGUAUACUUUUGCCUAAUUAAUGGGCCGGCCGAAGGUAUAGUGAUAAGCAAGCAAAAACAAGUCUUUAAAUGCAGAUCGUAGAUAGGCACUGUUUUGUCUAUUAGGCUUGCUAUCUGUGGAAGCCACUGUGGAAACUUUUUCUUUCUGUCAUUUUCUGAAGCUUUCUGUAUAAUGCAGCGGAACGUAGAACAAACACCAGCAUCAUUUCUUGCUUUUAGUCACUCUUGACAUAGUUUAUACCUGUAAGUGGCGCGAUACAAAUUUUUGUCCUUACAAUGCGCUUCGCAUUUGCUCGUCGUUUUAAGUGCAGAGAGUUGUCUUGCUUCAUACUGUAGCAAGAAAUGUGAAAGAAAAAGGCAGCUGUCUUGCAUUUCUCGACUAGAAAUCUUUGUGCAGGCGACAAAUCAACAUCAUUUCUAGUCGUCUAGGCACCCUGCAACGGUGUUAUCAAUUAGAGCUACCAUCAGAGCUAAGUGAUGGAUAGCUAAGCGAUAUUACUCUUACGGACUUAUGAAGCAUGAACAGGAGAAUUCGAACUUAAACAGCAAAGUAUAAGAUGGCAGCGAACAUUUGCAGUCAACAAAACAAAAAUAAAAGUAGCUUUAACUUUUAGUGAGCCGUACUGGUCAACUUUCAGCAAUUAAUGUCAGCCAACCCUAUUCAGUGGCCUUGUUUCAUUUGUCUGCGAUGGGUAAUGUACUGUAUUGCGAUGUCGGGGAAGUGUUCAUUCAGCUUGUGCUUUUUUCGCCUUCGUCUGUGCUAGAAAAUAGAAGCCGUUUCCUCAAUCUUAUAUUGGUGUUGCCAGACGUAGCCAGCUAAAGGUUAAUAAAAUCACAUUGUCGUAGUGGUUAAUCAUAGCUUGAAUAUACAGAGUCGCAGAGUGCCUGUCGACUAGAUAGUUUACAAAGCAAUAAUUUCACUCUGCCAGCAUACAUGCAUGAUAUGAAGGGCGUAAUGUGCAUGCCACACUUGGGUAGAGAUGUUAUCAAGCGUUGUGUGAUAGCUGCCAUUUAUAGUACAUGUUAUUUUUUCAGUGUUUCUUGCUUACUUUUUUUUCUGCACGUUUGUAGUAUUAUAGUUUGUGCAUAUAUUAUGCAAAACUCUUUAUGUACAGUGUUUUUGGCAUAUACAUUAGGUUUUACUUUUAACAAGGGGAACUCAGAAAAAAAAGCAAAGCUACUGUAUUGUGGAUUUUAAAUGAGAUGCUGACAAUAUACUCGUUCCUUUCUUCUUUUCCUUUUUUUUGCCAUAAAAAAUUUUUUCUCUGCAGCGAUUGUGCUCUAUGAAUGCGUGUUAUCGAAUGCUAUUAAUCAUGCAACAUGCUCAUUUAGCGCGCUGCUAAUUGUGCGCUAGUCAAGAAUGGCCACCAUUGUGCACGCAUGCGUGCGCUUCAGUAGCAAUGUCUUUUUUUUGCACUGCGCUUUGUUGUACCCAACAUAUGCUCCAUUAAGCUCCAUUGUCAAAUAGAUACUUCUUUGGGCAUUGCAACAAUGCGCGUUACAGAGCACUUUAAGUCUUCCCAGUAAAAUAGUACUUUGCUAAGUACUAGUAGCCACUAGUGCUAGCACUUAGCUAAAAUGGUACACCACAACACUUUGCGGUACCUUGUGGUACCUUCUACACUGUUCAUUCAAUGCGUAACACCCACCAGGGAGACACGUUAAUGCUUGGGCCAAGCCAGGAACACCUUGAGCUACGUUUGUUGGCAGUGGUUUUCAUGUGAAUUGUUGCAGGGAAGUCAUGCUCCCCCGUCUAACCCCUGCGUGAUGCUGCAUGUGAAAGGGCGAUAGUGGCAGAGAUAUGCCCCAAGGGCACAUGAAAGCACUAAACCAACCAGCCAACACAAACUGCUGUAUGAAGACCAUGUUUUAUGGCAACCACUGUUACUACUGGAAAAACUACGGAAGAGUACGACAGAAACACAGAUGGCAAAAUGCAGUUUCGGUGAAACAUGCGAUUGUUAACAAACCUACAUUAGACUGGCACUCUGUUUUUUACUUCGCAGCUGAGUAUGCAAUUGUCUCUACUAUGUGUUAUAUCUGUAAUUGUGAUUUUGCAGGUAGAAACAAUCCUCCGCUUAUGCAAAUAGAACGGCCUUUUCCUUCAGGUUCAAUCACAUUGCCUUUAAUCAAUGCCAUGCACACAUACUGCAUGGAUCCACUAACACGAGGCUA